This is a messenger RNA of Phragmites australis (common reed), 1851 nucleotides long. Its product is annotated as eukaryotic initiation factor 4A-3-like. Gene Ontology annotation, cellular component: cytoplasmic stress granule. Gene Ontology annotation, biological process: cytoplasmic translational initiation. Gene Ontology annotation, molecular function: ATP binding; translation initiation factor activity; RNA helicase activity. Bases 185 to 1429 code for a protein of 414 amino acids. The record is from RefSeq and is a predicted model, not a curated record. NCBI's taxonomy places the organism in Eukaryota, Viridiplantae, Streptophyta, Magnoliopsida, Poales, Poaceae. The transcript has 5 exons.
CUCCGCAAGCAGACCCCUUAAAAGCCGCCUCUCCCCGCCGCCAACGAACCCUCGUUUUCUCUCUCCUGAGCUGCGCCGUCGCCUCUCCUCCGACGCCGAAUCCGGGACUCCGAUCUCGGGUUCACCGCAGCGCGCCAAGCACCCGACUCCCGUUCCGAUCCGCUCUACUCACCGCGCGUCAGUCAUGGCGGGAAUGGCACCAGAGGGUUCCCAGUUCGAUGCUAAGCACUACGAUUCUAAAAUGCAGGAGCUGCUGAGCUCUGGUGAGACUGAGGAGUUCUUUACUACAUAUGAUGAAGUUUUUGAGAGUUUUGAUGACAUGGGCCUCCAAGAGAAUCUUCUGAGAGGCAUUUAUGCUUAUGGUUUUGAGAAGCCUUCAGCAAUUCAGCAAAGAGGAAUUGUUCCUUUCUGCAAGGGUCUUGAUGUCAUUCAGCAAGCGCAAUCAGGAACAGGAAAGACAGCAACUUUCUGUUCUGGGAUUUUGCAGCAGCUCGACUAUGGCUUGGUUGAGUGCCAGGCCUUGGUCCUUGCUCCCACCCGUGAGCUUGCACAGCAAAUUGAAAAAGUCAUGCGUGCACUUGGUGACUACCUGGGUGUGAAAGUUCAUGCAUGUGUGGGAGGAACUUCUGUCCGUGAGGACCAAAGGAUUCUUGCAAGUGGUGUGCAUGUUGUUGUUGGAACACCUGGUCGUGUGUUUGACAUGUUGCGUAGGCAGUCCCUCCGCCCUGAUCACAUAAAGAUGUUUGUCCUGGAUGAAGCUGAUGAGAUGCUUUCUCGUGGUUUCAAGGAUCAGAUUUAUGACAUCUUCCAGCUCCUACCAGGGAAAAUUCAGGUUGGAGUCUUCUCUGCUACCAUGCCUCCUGAGGCCCUCGAGAUUACUCGCAAGUUCAUGAACAAACCUGUGAGGAUCCUUGUGAAGAGGGAUGAGCUUACCCUUGAGGGUAUCAAACAGUUCUAUGUGAAUGUGGAAAAGGAAGACUGGAAGCUGGACACCCUUUGCGACCUGUAUGAGACUCUGGCCAUCACUCAGAGUGUCAUCUUUGUGAACACCCGCCGCAAGGUGGACUGGCUUACUGACAAGAUGAGGAGCAGAGACCACACAGUUUCUGCCACCCACGGUGAUAUGGACCAGAACACUAGGGACAUCAUCAUGAGGGAGUUCAGGUCUGGUUCUUCCCGUGUGCUCAUCACCACCGACCUGCUUGCCCGUGGUAUUGAUGUGCAGCAAGUGUCCCUGGUCAUCAACUAUGAUCUUCCCACCCAGCCAGAGAACUACCUGCAUCGCAUUGGUCGGAGUGGACGUUUUGGUAGGAAGGGUGUUGCCAUCAACUUUGUGACCCGCGACGAUGAGAGGAUGCUUUUUGACAUCCAGAAGUUCUACAACGUGGUGGUUGAGGAGCUGCCAGCCAACGUUGCUGACCUUCUGUGAUCAAGUUGAAAAAAACAAAAAAAGGGUAAGGGAUCUGAUAAGGCUUUACUUUUGUUGAAAUAUCGCCAAGUUUCUCAUGUGGGGAGGAGUGAUAAGGUCGGGUUUCUAUGUUGAGUCAGUUGUCAUGGACAAUUUGCAAUUUUUAUGCCAUGUUUUGGGAAUUUUUGUAGCUGCCUAGGCUGUGGUAUGUGCUUGGGUCGAUUAGCAUGAAGGGGGAGACGCUGCUGCUGGAGCCUUUUUUCUACUUGGUUAGUAUUUGUUUAAAACUAUGUAUGACCGGAUGAUGCUAUUUAUUUGUGUCAUCCUUGACUCUUAUUUUACCGCUACCGCCUGUAUCCUGCAAUCAGUCAGCAUUUGUACUGUUAUUCUGAGUAAAACCUGUUUACUCUUGGCUAUAUUGAGCUUGUCUGCUGUUGUGCUGU